Mytilinidion resinicola is the source of this 874-nucleotide messenger RNA. RefSeq lists its product as uncharacterized. The coding region runs from base 390 to 719 and encodes 109 amino acids. The record is from RefSeq and is a predicted model, not a curated record. Lineage: Eukaryota; Fungi; Ascomycota; Dothideomycetes; Mytilinidiales; Mytilinidiaceae. The transcript has a single exon.
CAACGCCAAGAAAAACCUUACACGAAGGGCGACUAGGCAGACUGAUUCUAACCCGAGAGCCCGAUGAGCUUCACCUUGCCCUUAUGCCUCCCCACGAUACUCCUCGUCGUUCCUACAAGCGUACUAAUCCGAGGAGCACGGGUUCGCGACCGUCCAGGCGAAAGAUCCACAUCACCGGGACUCUCAAAACUGUCCCCUCACUCCUCGCACCUCUUGUCUAUCUCUUCGAAGAUCUCCGCGACGAAGUUUCGGCCCUGGUCCUUCUCCAGCAUCUUCUCCAAGCUCGCCAACUUCUUCUCCAGCACUUCCUCCGCCGCUAUGGCACGCUCAUGCUCCACUCUCUCCGCCGUCAUGGCUCGCUCUCGUUCCUUCUGUUCCGCCGCCAUGGCAUGCUCUCGCUCCUGCCUCUCCGCCUCCUUAGCCCGCUCUGUCUCCUUCUUCUCCGCCUCCUUAGCUCGCUCCGUCUCCUUCUGCUCCGCCUCCUUAGCUCGCUCUGUCUCCCUCUUCUCAGCGUUUCGCGCGAUAUCCCGCUCUGCCGCCAACGCAACGUCUAUAGCACUCCUCUGCCUUUAAUUCAGCCCACCGAAGACCACCGCGUCAAGUACCCCAAAGCCUGCAAUAAUGGCUGCCGCUACGCCUGCCCUAUUGUAAUGAUCUUCGAGGUCGCUCACGAUGUGGAAGAGAGAGCGGAUGAUGGUUUCGACUAUCCGUUUCGUUAGCCAUCUGGAACACAAAGCAUGAAAAUGAAAACUUCUUUCAGAAGGGAUCGGAAAAGAACAUAGCAGAGCAAGUUACAGAAAAAGCAAGCAAUGUGAUGACCAGUUGGGAAGGUAGCUUACAGUAGGCGACGGGGGGCGGCGAGGUCUCUUAAGGG